Penicillium odoratum is the source of this 1596-nucleotide messenger RNA. Its product is annotated as glycoside hydrolase family 72 protein. The transcript has a single exon. Lineage: Eukaryota; Fungi; Ascomycota; Eurotiomycetes; Eurotiales; Aspergillaceae. Gene Ontology annotation, cellular component: cytoplasm; fungal-type cell wall. Bases 1 to 1596 code for a protein of 531 amino acids. The record is from RefSeq and is a predicted model, not a curated record. Gene Ontology annotation, molecular function: 1,3-beta-glucanosyltransferase activity. Gene Ontology annotation, biological process: fungal-type cell wall (1->3)-beta-D-glucan biosynthetic process.
AUGAAGUACUCUGUCAUCGCUGGUCUAUCCCUUUUGGGAUCGGCCAUGGCGACUGUGCCCUCCAUUGAGAUCAAAGGCAAGAAGUUCUUCUACUCUAACAACGGCACCGAGUUCUACAUCCGUGGUAUUGCCUACCAACCCGACUACAACGCCCGUAACGGUGGUAGUUCUGACGUCGACUACACCGACCCGCUGGCCGAUGUCGAGAGCUGCAAGCGUGACAUUCCCUACCUUGUCCAGCUGCGUACCAACGUCGUUCGUACUUAUGCCGUCAACCCCAACUCCUCUCACGACGAGUGUAUGAAUGCCCUUGCCGACGCUGGAAUCUACGUCAUUAGCGAUCUCUCCUCCCCCUCGGAGUCUAUUCAAUCCUCAGACCCCAUGUGGAACGCCGAUAUCUUCGAACGUUACUCAUCCGUCAUUGAUGCCUUCGCCCAGUACCCUAACGUCAUUGGUUUCUUCGCCGGAAACGAGGUCUCCAACAAGGUCUCCAACAGUGACUCCAUGGCUUAUGUCAAGGCUGCUGUUCGUGACAUGAAGGCCUACAUCAAGCAGAAGAACUACCGUUCCUCCCUGGCCAUCGGUUACGCUACUGACGACGACGCCAGCGUUCGUGAGAAUAUUGCCAACUACCUGGUCUGCGAUGAUGCCACAGACUCGAUUGACAUGUUCGGUUACAACAUCUACGAGUGGUGCGGUAACUCUUCCUACGUAGCUUCCGGAUACAAGGACCGUACCGAGGAGUUCGCAGACUACCCCGUCCCUGCCUUCUUCUCCGAGUACGGCUGCAACCAGCCCAGUCCUCGCUAUUUCACUGAUAUUCCCGUUCUUUACGGCCCUGAGAUGGAGAACGUCUGGAGCGGUGGUAUUGUCUACAUGUACUAUGAGACUGGUAACGACUUUGGUUUGGUUUCUACCUCUGGCACCAACGUGAUUACCUUGACCGACUUCGACAACCUGUCCUCUGAGAUUAAGAAGGCUACCCCCACCGGUACUGUCAUGAGCGAUUACAGCGUCUCUACCACCGUUGGCCGCACCUGCCCUACCGUUUCGGCUGGUGAGUGGCUUGCUGCCAGCAACCUGCCCCCUGCCAUUGACUCCGAACUCUGCUCUUGCAUGUACGACUCCCUGACCUGUGUUCCCGUUGACGGUAUCUCCACCAAGAAAAUUUCCAGCACCUUCAGCUACCUCGGUGGUGAGGACGGUGUCAUGGAUGGUGUUACCGGUAAUGGUACCACCGGUGUCUACGGUGCCUACAGCGGAUGCAGCACCAACCAGCGUCUCGCCUGGGCCAUGGACCAGUACUACAAGAAGAACGGCAAGUCUGCCUCUGCCUGUGGCUUCAGUGGUGCCGCUACCACCAAGUCCGCCACCACCGCCAGCUCCUGCAGCUCUCAGCUCAAGGCCGCCGGUACUGCCGGUACUGGCUCUGUCAGUGGCUCUCUUAACGCUGCUACUGGUACCAGCUCUGGUGCCACCUCCAGCGGUGCCGCCGGUGCUCUCAACGCUCCUCAGGCUGUCAUCAUUGGUGCAUGGCACACCGGUCUCUACGCUUUGGCUGCCUUCGCUACCGGUGCUUUCAUGAUUGCGCUGUAA